ACACCAUCUCCCUGAUUAGCUAAGAAAAUGGGACAUGAUAAAUCCAUGAACAACUUCUUCACAUUUAGUUACACUUUUCUGAUACUAAAUAUAAUAUUAAUAUUUCGACCCUCGUACUGCAUCGACGCCGGAUCGUGCGAUUUCUCCAAAGGAAGUUGGAUAUACGAUGAUUCAGAAAACCCCGCUUAUGAUGCUUCCAUGUGUUCAUUUAUCGAUAAACAAUUCGAUUGUCUCGGAAAUGGAAGGCCCGAUAAGCUCUACCUCAACUAUAAAUGGAAGCCUACUGGAUGUGAACUUCCCAAAUUUAGUGCGCAAGAUUUCGUGACGAGGUUUCGGGGGAAGAAAAUAAUGUUCGUGGGGGAUUCGCUUAGCUUGAAUCAGUGGCAAUCUCUAACAUGCAUUUUGCAUGCGUCACUCCCUAACGCUAAUUUCACCUUGAAAAAGAUCGGCAAUCUCUCCACGUUUUAUAUACCGGACUAUAACAUCUCAUUGAUGCUAUCUAGAAAUGCGUUUCUUGUCGAUCUCGUUAUUGAUAAAAAGAGAGGCAGAGUUCUGAAGCUCGACUCGAUCCGAAACGGAAACUCGUGGAAAGGUUACGACAUGCUUAUAUUCAAUACAUGGCACUGGUGGCUUCACAAGGGAAAUCAAAUCUCAUGGGAUUAUAUACAACAAGGUGGAAAAUAUUAUAAAGACAUGGAUCGGUUGAUAGCAUUCGGUUGGGGAUUAAAAACAUGGUCAAAGUGGGUUGAUUCCAACAUUAAUCCCUCCAAAACUUUGGUUUUCUUUCAAGGCAUCUCUCCUACUCAUUACAAUGGUUCGGAGUGGAAUAAUGCUGCGUCAAAGGGAGCAACAUGCAAUGGAGAAAGUCAACCGGUGAGUGGGGAGGUGUAUCCAGGGGGGGCGCCGCCGGCAGUGGCGGUGGUGAAGGGGGUGCUGAGUAAUAUGAGUAGGGUGGCGGUGGGUUUGUUGGACGUGACGUCACUGUCGGAAUUAAGGAAAGAUGGACAUCCUUCGGUUUAUGGAAUUGGUGGGCUGAAGGGGAAUGACUGCAGCCAUUGGUGCCUUGCUGGCGUCCCCGACACGUGGAAUUACUUGCUCUAUGCUAUUCUCGUUACUAAUCCAAAAUCCAAUAUUUAAUUUAUUCUCUUUAUUAAAUAAUUUCAUUUCUUCUCUUUGGUAAUUUUUUUUUUAUUUUUAAAUUCAAUAUUUGUUUAUAUCGUGAUACAUUAUGAAACUUACAUGUAAAUUAAAUCCCAGGUAAUCUGACGAUACCAUGAUUAUGACUCAACAAAUAAUUAGUUGAUGUCGGAACUAUAUAUGUAACUUACAAAUUAAAAUU
Messenger RNA from Erythranthe guttata (spotted monkey flower), 1339 nucleotides. The record is from RefSeq and is a predicted model, not a curated record. Lineage: Eukaryota; Viridiplantae; Streptophyta; Magnoliopsida; Lamiales; Phrymaceae.